AUGAUUGGUUACCACGAAAAUAACAAUGGUAGAACGCCAUUAUGUGAACGAACGUAUCUGGAAGAUAAAUUAGUUAAGUGUUUGGGGCUGAGGAUUGCUUGCAAAGCUGAAUUUUUAAGCAAUUCUGCAUUGAUCACGGAAAUCUAUCCGUACGUCAUUGCAACGACGAGUAGCAAAACAAGGACAGACAGGAAUAGCCUCAGGGAAAACUUAAAGAAAGUAGUAGACAGAAUCAGGGAAGAUAUGGCCAAGCUAGUUAAUGACAGAAGAAGGAUAGGAAAGGGAUGGAACAGGUGGCAAAUCAGAAAAAUAGAUAACGAUACGCAAUGCUACAGGUGUCGCAAAGUAGGGAACUGCAUCGAAAAAGAAGAAGAAACAAAAUGCUAUAAAUGCGGUGAGCUGGGACAAAUUAAAAAAGAAUAUAAAGGAGUUCAAAAAUGUUAUCGGUAUAAAACUGAGGGACAUAAAGCGCCCGGAAUAUAG
This is a messenger RNA of Psylliodes chrysocephalus, 483 nucleotides long. The record is from the annotation of a GenBank genome assembly. Lineage: Eukaryota; Metazoa; Arthropoda; Insecta; Coleoptera; Chrysomelidae.